AUGUCCAUAUCAGAAGGGAUUCUAGAAAAGAUACAGAGAGAAACUGCUAAGGAUGAGACAUUUCAGUCGUUGCAGAAAGUGAUAGUCCAGGGAUGUCCAGAAGAGAAAACUCAGCUGGAAGAAGAGGCAAGACAAUUCUUUUCUGUAAGAGAAGAGCUCAGUGUGCAAGAUGGAGUGAUUUUUAGAGGAGAGAGAGCUCUAAUACCAGCAAAGCUGAGGACCGAGAUUGUGGAGAGAAUUCAUGCAUCACACUUAGGCAUUGAAAGCGGCUUGCGCAGAGCAAGAGACUGUGUAAACUGGCCUGGGAUGAGUACUGCUAUUGGAGCAUACAUCGAGAAAUGUGCUGUUUGCAGAACUAUGGAUGUACGACAGCAGAAAGAGACUAUGUGUACACAUGACAUUCCUACGAGGCCUUGGGCAAAAGUGGGAACAGAUUUAUUCUCAUUUAACAACAGAGCAUAUCUCAUCACAGUUGACUAUUUCUCCAACUUCUGGGAAAUUGAUUGUCUCCCUGAUACUAGCUCAGGAGCAGUGAUACACAAGUUAAAGGCCCAUUUCGCACGACACAGCAUUCCAGACACAAUAAUCUCCGAUAACGGGCCACAGUACGGCUCUCAGGAAUUCAGACAGUUCAGCACUGCUUGGGAAUUUAGACAUGUGAUGUCAUCUCUGGCAUAUUCGCAAAGCAACGGCAAAGCCGAGUCUGCAGUAAAGAUGGCCAAACAGCUCAUGGAAAAGGCAAAGAGAGCAAAGACUGACCCAUUGUUAUAUAAGGUCUGCAAGAUGUGA
Messenger RNA from Tachysurus fulvidraco (yellow catfish), 789 nucleotides. RefSeq lists its product as uncharacterized. The record is from RefSeq and is a predicted model, not a curated record. NCBI's taxonomy places the organism in Eukaryota, Metazoa, Chordata, Actinopteri, Siluriformes, Bagridae. Bases 1 to 789 code for a protein of 262 amino acids. The transcript has a single exon. Gene Ontology annotation, molecular function: nucleic acid binding. Gene Ontology annotation, biological process: DNA integration.